Cuculus canorus (common cuckoo) is the source of this 2659-nucleotide messenger RNA. RefSeq names its product dynein axonemal assembly factor 1 (gene DNAAF1). Lineage: Eukaryota; Metazoa; Chordata; Aves; Cuculiformes; Cuculidae. Gene Ontology annotation, biological process: cilium assembly. Gene Ontology annotation, cellular component: axoneme. Gene Ontology annotation, molecular function: protein binding; dynein complex binding. The record is from RefSeq and is a predicted model, not a curated record. The transcript is spliced from 11 exons. Bases 189 to 2009 code for a protein of 606 amino acids.
AAGUCACUGAAAAUAAUUCCAUGACUGAGGCUUACUGAUUGCUAUCUUAUCAUGCUUUUUCUUCCUUUUCCUCUUGUUUCUAUCAUCGUCUUCUAGCUGAAGGCAUACUUUUAUGCUGUGUUGCAAACAUACAGGUAGACUGACAUGUAAGUGUUUUAAAUACAAACCAUAUUAAAUAAGCUAAUACAAUGAUCUUCUUUUGCCCUGUCUCUUUUUAUGUGUAUGGACUACAAAUGCAACCAGAAUGUGCAGAGCAAGAAUCUGAAGAGAAGGGUGUCAAAAAUGCAACUAAUCAAAGGCAGUUUAAAGACAGCUUGAACGAGUAUAGCACUGGAGACGUGUUCCGAAGCGUGCAAAAGGAUGUUAAAACUGAAGAGAAAGCCAUCAUCCCUGUGUCCAGAGCAGAUGAGCAGAAUGAACAAAAAUCAGAUGGUGACCACAAAUCUGUAACCAGCUCAUUAAAUCAAAGGGCAGAAGAAAGGAGGGGCUUUGUAAGAAUGACAAAAAAGAUUCUGCAAGACAUCUGUAAACAGCACAAAUUAUAUGUGACUCCAUACUUAAAUGAUAUACUUUACUUGCAUUAUAAAGGAUUUGACCGCCUGGAGAACCUUGAAGAGUAUACUGGGUUGAAGUGCUUAUGGCUGGAAUGCAACGCCUUAACAAAAAUUGAGAAUUUGGAGGCUCUGACAGAAUUGCGUUGCCUCUACCUGCAAGUCAAUUUAAUUAACAAAAUUGAAAACCUUGAACCCUUACAAAAGCUGGUUUCCCUCAAUAUCAGUAACAACUACAUUAGGACGAUUGAGAAUCUCUCUUGUCUGAAAGGCCUGCAGACUCUGCAGAUUGCUCACAACAAGUUACAAAUGGUAGAAGACGUGCAGCACUUGCAAGAAUGCCCAAGUAUUUCUGUUCUCGAUCUUUCCUACAACAAUUUAAGUGAUCCAAAUAUUACAACAAUUCUGGAGACCAUGCCUAACUUGCAUGUGCUGUAUUUGAUGGGAAACCAAGUGAUAAGGAAAAUUGCUAAUUAUAGAAAAACACUUACUGUUCAACUAAAAGAACUAACGUUUCUGGAUGACAGACCAGUUUUCCCAAAGGAUAGAGCUUGUGCUGAAGCCUGGGCUGCUGGAGGGCUAGAAGCUGAGAAAGCAGAAAGGAAAAAAUGGGAAACCAGAGAGAGAAAAAAAAUCCAAGAUAGCAUUGAUGCUUUAGUAGCCAUCAGGCAAAAAGCAGAGGACGAGAAAAGGCAAAAGUAUAUGGAAGAAAGAGGUGCAAGUGCAAAAUGUGGAAAUGGAGAUGCGACAGACAUCCUAGAAGAUCUACCAAGAGAGAAGGCAGCUACUGAAAAAGCUAUGGUUCUCCAACUGGAUGAAUAUGCUGAAAUGGAACAGAUCAAACUGGAGACGCCAAAAAAACUUUAUCUUGAAGAACUGCCCGAUUUGGAAGAUAUAGAUGUAAAUGAAUCUCCUCCAGAGGAAGCCUUUGUUCAAAAGCAGGAGUAUCGCAGAAAGAUUGAAAUAAUUUCUGAAAUAACAAAUGACAGUGAUUCUGCAUUAGAGGAAAGCAAUAGAAGCACGUGUGAGAAUUCAGUUGGAGAAGUCGUCCCAACAGCAGUUUUUUCAAAUGCAUGCAAAAUACAUAAAGAGCACGAAAAGGAGCACUUAAGACCCCUUGUUGAAAGCCUCUUUACAGAGCCUGCUAAUCCAGAAAGAUAUCUGGAGAGCAAAGAUAAAGAAGCAAUCCCCUCAAAACUCUUGAUACAAGAGGUUAUCACAGAGCCCAAGAACAAUCUACUAUUGUCACCAGUCUGUAAUCAACCAGAUGACCCAAGCUCGUGGGAAGAGGAUGGUAAGAUUACAACGACCAAUGAGUUUCAUUUGCCUUUUGCCUUUAUGCUUUUAGCAGGAAAUAGCAGUGGUGGAGAAAUACAGUGCCUGGCUGAUGGUGAAGGAUGUCCUCACAAAGCACCAGAUGAUGGGGGUGGUGAGAAUGGAUUAGAUGGAUCACUUUGAAGAAAAACGGACCAAACCUGGAGCGCAGUACCUGGCUGACUGCGUGCGGUUAUUCUCAAAAUGGAGAGACUAGCAGUGGAACAGUUGGUUAAAGCCAAUGUAACUACUACUGUGAUAGAGACACACACACACACAUACCCUUCAACAGGAGGACUUAGUGUUCCAGUCAGUCAGAGGCUGCUGCGGCCUCCAAUGUCUGACAUUCAAGGGCAGAACUUUAGGUUGUGUCAGUAUGAUAAAAGUCCAUAAUCCACAAUCCUGUGCUCCCGCUGUCAAAGCUGCUGUAGAUCCCUCGACUCCAGGCUCUUCAGGGCAGGUGGCGAGGUUCAGUACUUUGAAAGUGGGGGCUCUGCUGUUUUAAGGUUGAAUUCCAGUUGUCUUUUUUUUUUUUUUUCCCCUUGCCUCUUUCUAGAAAUUACUUAGUUAAAUGUUUAUAUCUUAGGGUUUUGUUGCGUAUGUAGUUCCAACUUGCAUCGAUGCAGUUUUCUGUCAUUUGAACUAAAUAAAUAUUCUACCUGUAACCCUACACACUUUAACUUUUAUCAUCACCUUACCAGUGUAUGUCAUGCACUGACAUGGACUUCAAGGACAAGUGGAGAUUGCUUCUUGAUGCAAGAUUUUACAGAUAAUGUUCAUAGCCAUUGCGAUUG